Plutella xylostella (diamondback moth) is the source of this 9052-nucleotide messenger RNA. It is a transcript of the gene enok, whose product is annotated as histone acetyltransferase enoki mushroom. The record is from RefSeq and is a predicted model, not a curated record. Gene Ontology annotation, biological process: regulation of transcription by RNA polymerase II. Gene Ontology annotation, cellular component: nucleus; MOZ/MORF histone acetyltransferase complex; chromatin. Lineage: Eukaryota; Metazoa; Arthropoda; Insecta; Lepidoptera; Plutellidae. Gene Ontology annotation, molecular function: chromatin binding; histone H3 acetyltransferase activity; transcription coregulator activity.
GCAAUAAUAAAUAAUUAUAGCCAUUUUGAGGAGUCUUUUGUUGGUGUUUUGUGAUGUUUUCAUGAUAAAACUGCAAUAAUUCAAUGAUUUAACACAAAAUUUAAUAGCAAUAAUUUAUAAAAACCAUAUUAGGUAGUAAAUCUGCAAUAAAUUUGCGUUGUUUUCAAUCUGUGAACAGUGCAUCAUCCUGACAGAGAACCGGAAAGGGACUCCAUCGUAUUUUUCUUAUUUUUGGAUGUACAAAGUGUACAAUGAUUUGUUGACCUAUUUUAAAGCAAUUAAUGGAAUAAGUGGUGGUUGUGUGUGAUUAUUAGCAUAUUUACGUUAACAAUUACGUCGCGUGCAUCCGUUUGCUACGUAAAACGAUCGCCACAAGAUGGCCGCCGUUGAUUGCUCGUUCCGCCGAAACCCGCUCGCGAGGUCCGAUGUGUCAUCCUGUGUCGGACGCCGUGCUUGAGACCGCCGAGACAUGCUGUGAGCCGGUGCCGGACGCCUCGGCAACGGAUUCCGGUCAGUCGCGGCGAGGUUCCAUAGCAUAAAAUGGAAUUUCAAUCGAGGCGCCAAAAUACGAUGGGUGUUGACAUAUCACAACCUCCGAAACCGUACCGUUACACAGUAGACGGCCGUACCAAAUAAUUGUGAAAGAAAAUGAGCGAGCCAGACGACGUCGGAAAAGAGGUGUGGAAGCGAUGGAUACUCGAGGCGAUACAAAAGAUACGAUCGCAGAAACAACGGCCGAGUGUGGAGCGGAUCUGUCACGCGAUCAGGCAGCACCACAACUAUCACGAGGACGUGGUGGCGGCGCGGCUGGAGGCGGCCGUGCGGGACGGCGCCGUGCUGAAGGUGUACAACAAGGGGCAGAGCUCGUAUAAGGACCCGGGCGGGCUGCAGAGCAAGACGCUGCGCAUCGCGGCGGACGCGGACGUGUCUCGCGCCGUGGCCAGGGCCGUGCGGGAGCUGGGCGAGCGCGACGGCUCGGGGCUCGGCGCCAUCGAGCGCCACCUGCGCCACGGGUACACGCUCGCCGUCGACCCCGGCGUCGACGUCAAAACAGUGCUCCGAUCCGCUGCCAAGCGAGGAGUGACCCGCGGACUGCUAGUGAACUGUGGAGGACUGUACAAGUCCACGAAUGUGCCUCUAACCUCAACCGAAAAGACUCCUAAGAAAGUGAAAGACUCUGUGGAGAAGAAGCAGAAAGAAGUGGUUGGUGUGCCCGUGUGUGCGGAGUGCCUCGGGACCAACGAACAGAACAAGGCCGGGGAGGCGGAGGCUCUGAUCUGCUGUCGGCAGUGCAAGUCGUACGCACACCCCUCUUGUGUUGACAUUUUGGACCACAUUACUCAGACAACUCUUAAGGCCCUUCGCUGGUCGUGCGGCUGCGGAGCCCGCUGCGCGUGCGGCGCGGGCGGCUGGGCGGCGCGCUGCGCGGGCUGCCCGGCGGCGAGGCACCCGCGCUGCGGCGCGCUGCCGUGGCGCUGCCAGCCCUGCGCGGAGCGCCGGCAGGACAGGUCGAAGAUGGGCGGCGCGCGCGCGCGGGCUGCGGCGGCGGCGGACUCGGACUCCCCGGCGGACGGUAAUGCGCCGCGACCCAUCGAGUCCGAACAGAGAAUGUCCAAGGAGAAACAAAAGUUUUUCAGAUUCUCCGCCUUCAAUUUAGUGAAGCGGCGCUGCCGUCGCGCCAGCUGGGGCGGGGUGAAGGUGACGCGGGCGCCGGCGGCGAGUGACAGCGCGAGCUCGAGCGAGGAGGAGCGCGCGCCGCCCGCCACCGUGUUCGAGAGGAUCGCCGCCGACACCGCGCCCGGGCCCUGGGGGUUCGCCGGCAUCGCGGCACAGGCGCGGCUCGACCCGCCCGUCCCUGCACCCGCUGAGGCACCCGCCCUAGAGACACCGCCGACCCCGCGCCGCCCGGAGAUACAGGACAGACAGAGGAUAGCUCGGCGGAGGUCGCGCUGCGGCGAGCGGCUGCUCACGACACUGUUCGACGGACUGUCCGAGUUCUACGCGGUGCGCAACACGUCGCGCUCGCAGUCGCGGCCGCGCGCGCCCCGCGAGCCGAGAGAGACACGCGAAGAGCGUGAACAUACCCGGGAAGUGCUAAAAGAGACGCGCAGCACCUACAAGCAGUACCAGGCCUCGCUGGUCAAACCAGAGAAGCGCAGCACUAGCCGCAGCCCCAACUAUUUCAAGUCCAAGAGAAAACUGCAGACGUACAGUCCGGAGAGAGACUUGUUUGAUAGCAAACCGGAUAGAGAGGAGUCGUUGGACGGGCUGGUUCUGUCGGCGUCGGCGCUGGUGCGGGCGGCGGCGCGCGCGCGGGGCCCGCGGGGCGCGGGGGUGAAGCUGCCGCGGGGGGAGGGGGGGAGCGCCGGCCGCCUAGACAACAAGCGUCUCCCAGCCGGCGUGACGGAGGCAGACGCAGAGCUGUUCAACCAGGCGCGGAGCGAGGCCGAGGCCUUAUCCCCUGAAGCGCCAUUAGUGCCGGUGGCGCCGCUGCCCCCGCCCCCCGCGGCCCCCGGCGCGGCCCCCGCCCCCGCGGCCCCCGCCGCCAGGUGCCCCUCCGCCAUAGAGUUCGGGCAGUGGGAGAUUGAUACGUGGUACUCUAGUCCGUUCCCGCAGGAGUAUGCUAGAUUACCCAAGUUAUUCCUCUGCGAAUUCUGCCUGAAGUACGCGAAGAGCCGAGCGGUAUUAAUGCGGCACCUGGACAAGUGUCUGUGGCGCCACCCGCCGGCCACCGAGAUCUACCGACGGGGAGAUAUCUCGGUGUUUGAAGUAGACGGCAACGCCAACAAGAUAUACUGCCAGAACCUGUGCCUACUAGCCAAGCUGUUCCUCGACCAUAAAACGUUGUACUACGAUGUAGAACCUUUCCUGUUCUAUGUGCUGACGAAAAAUGACAAUAAAGGGUGCCAUUUAGUCGGAUAUUUUUCGAAAGAGAAGCAUUGUCAGCAGAAGUAUAAUGUGUCGUGUAUAAUGACGAUGCCGCAGUACCAGAGGCAAGGGUUCGGACGGUUCCUCAUCCAUUUUAGUUAUUUACUAUCAAAGGAAGAGGGGCAGCCGGGCACGCCAGAAAAGCCUUUGUCAGAUCUCGGGAGAGUUUCAUAUCAUGCGUACUGGAAGUCAGUGAUAUUGGAAUAUUUAGACGAAGUCCGAAAUAAGCCUUUUACCUUCGAAGACAUAGCGCAAGUCACUGGCAUGCACAUGAACGACAUAGCUCUAACUUUCCAGUUGCUAGGCUUUGUCAGAUUCCUGCCGAGUGAAGACUCAGUGAAAUUAGGCCUCUGUAUAGACUGGAAUAAGGUUGACAAUCACAUGAAGAGGCUGAGAAGUAAACCGAGAUUAGAAAUAGACCCUGAAUGCUUGAGGUGGACGCCUUUAGAGCCUAUAAAUAAUCCGUUUAGAUCUCCUGAAGAGAACACGACUGCUUCUGGCGACCAGGACACUGAGGCUGAAGAAGCAGAAAAGACAGAGAGUGAGGGCGCGGCCACCGAGCCCGAGGCAUCCACGCCCCGCGCCGACACCGCCGCCGCCGCUAAAGAAGACAAAGACGACGAAGAAACACCCGUAGAAAUAACCUCCUCAGGCAGAAGAAGAACGAGACCGGCCAAGUACAGCGAGACAACCUACCAGACUCCUGCCACUGCCGACGUCACACGCAAGAGACGCCGAGACGCUAAGAUCUCGGAAACUGCACCGGAGAAGGAGGAAGAAACUCCGCGAAGACAAAGGAGUAGAAGCGUCGCGAGGAAAGCGACGAAAGACUUACAGAAUGAGAUUACUGACGAGCCCAAGACUCCCAGAAAUAGGAGACAGAGCGUUAAAGAGCCUGUUUAUGCCUCGGACAGUCAGGAAGAGAGCGCGGAUACCAGUGCAGCCAUCACUCCCGUGGUUAACACGGUGAAAGCUCGAGGCAAAAGAAAAAUGGUCUGGAAAUGGAAGGGACGACGGAAACGGCAAAGGGUUAACAAAGUUAGUAAGUCCCCGCGCGCCAGCUCGCCUGAAGCUAAGAAGGCUAAAGUGGACAGCAAAGCCGAUGCAUACGAAUACAAGUCAGAAGACUCCAUGGAAGAACCCGAUAAAACCGAGGCAAGCUCCAUCGAAGAUAAUCCAUCACCAAAGAGUCAAGUUGAUGAAGCAACUGACAAAAAGGCGGCGUCUGACGUCAGUUCUGAAGACUCCUCCGGCGAGGCUGAUGAUGAGAUGGAUGUGGAAGAGGGAGACGACAAGAAGGCAGCCGUCACUAAACCACCAACGCCGAAAAUUAUUGAAGAGAACAGCACCGACCAUCAUACCAGCGAUAUGGAGCUGGAUAGUAUCCACAUGGACUCACCAAAGUCUAUCGCUGAAAAGGACCAAGUGAUCAAAGAAACUGCGUCGGAUAAACCUGAAGUAGAGCCCGAAACUGUUGAAAAUAGCACAGAAAACCAAAUUAAACCUGUUGAAAGUAAAGUAGAUAAUGUAACAAAGGACCAAGUAGAGGAAAAUAAAAAGCCUGAAGUUAAAAACGGCGAAAUGAAAUCGCCACAAAAACCUGUGCUUGAUGAUAAAGAAACUAUUAUUAUAUCGGAAUCGGAUGACAAUAACAGCCAAAGUUGCCCUCUACCUUCACCUAAGCCCAACACCACAGUGCCUAUACAACAGAAUAGCGAUAAUAAACCUAAAGAGGUGCAAGAAAAUGAAAGUCCGUCCAAAGUAAUACCGGUGGUAUCUACAGAGAACGCUCACAUAGUGCUGGACGCUAAAGGACAUGAUGACGUCAGCACCGGACCUUCAGAGUUGAAUAUUCCAAAAAUACCACAAAUAGUAACUAUAGUUGUUGAAGGCGAAUCCGAUACAGGAAACUCUCCUCUCUACAAUAUAUCUCCAAAGAAAACCGAUAAGACUGUCAUCAGUGAAUCGCCAAAGCAAAAGAAAUCACCCACAAAGUUUCCCGAAUUGAGUCCCGAAAAGAGUAAGACGGAAAUGAGAAAAGAAACUGUAAUACAACAUCAAAAUGUCGACGAGAGACUGGCGGAGAAGAAAUCUCCGACUAAAGCUGACUCCAUCAUUCAGAACUUAGAUCUACAGAGGGAACUAGCAAAUAGCAUCCAAAAGCCUGAGCUGCCCAAACAAGAUGGAUUUCCCGACACCGACAACAGAAACAGAAUACCUCCUCCCAUGAACAAGGAGGUUGAACAAACAUACAGAACUGACCACAACAUGCCCAGAAAAGACGAGGUCAUCACUAGAAAUAUAAUCGAACCACACAUGCAAGCUUACCAGAACCCAGUGAGCAACUCUAUGACUAUCCAUCAAAUAAGCACAGCUCAACAUUCCUAUUUGAAUCACCGAGCGAAUAUAAGCAAAGAGUCUCAAGGUGUGCAAACUGAAAAAGUGAUGAAGCAGAGUGAUAUUAACAGGGUUAACCACCUGCCUGAUCCUGCCCCAGUGAUAAACAAGUCUGCGACGAAACUCGAAGUGCCUAACCCUAUUACCUCACCAGUGAUCAACCCUGUGAUUCCUAAACUGCCGACAGUGACUGAUGUGAACUAUAUGCCUAGGUGUCAGAGUGCUCACGCCACCGUUGGCAUGGAAAGAAACGAUCUAGACCCUUCGUACGGUAACCACACGGUGCAGAAUCCUCUAAGCAGUCCCAUGGGAUCGUUAGAUGGUAAGAACGACUUAAAACCGCGGGAGAAGAGUAAGCUACGCGAUGUGAGGGUGAACUCUGCACACAGUAAAUUGGAGAAGACGGAUACUAUAAAGAAGCCGGGGAAAAACGACACGCCGAGAAGCACGCCGGAGCCCAAGACGUUUUUUCCGGAACAAUCACACUCGGCGCCUCCACCCCAGCACCACACGCACACUCACACCAACGCUCACGCCAAUGCUCAUACCAACGCGCAUACCAACGCACACGCCAACACUCACGCCAAUGCACACACCCCUCAACCGAGGAAGCCAGAGACGUCGGUCCCUAUAAACGUGAUUAACACCGUCAACAUCACCAGCAAAGUGGAACCAAAGGUCAACGAGGCGCCUAAAAAGCAAGAUUUCUUCGAAAAGAAGAAAGCGAACGCUAAAUGCGAGAACAAGUCAACAGCCAAACACGACAAGAACUGUGCGGCGCAACUCAAAGCAGACCAGAAUGAGCUGAACAAAAUGAUGCCAAAGUUCAAGUACGAUAACGAGUUUGUCCCCAAAACGGACCACACGUUCAACCAGAUUCCUAACUACCAUACGACGCAUGCGCAGUACCAGUGGCCGCCGCCCUGGGACCCCACGCGCCUGCAGACAACCUGGGACCACAGCCGCUUCCUCGACAUGAAGAAUACUGAUAAAAACUACAUGGAUAAGUUCCAAGGCUUCAACUUACCACACUUGGACCAGAUGCAGAAAUCUCCCCAGAAGCUGCAUCCAAAAUACGAUCAGAAGGACUUUCAUAACAUAGCGUAUGGGGCCUUAUCUGGCGGCAUUUAUGCUACGACCGCGCUGCCGCAUUUCAAAGAAACUAAAGCACCCACAUCCAAAGCCUCAGAAUGCUCGCAGAAGAACGAGUGCAAGCCCACCAAACAGUCGAAAACCACGACGGGCUGCCAAACGCAAUGCGACAACAAGAAGUCGCAAUCACAGAACACAGAGCACAUGAAACACCAGCAGAUGAUGCAGCGGCAAGUCAACAAGCAACAGGAAGUCGCUACAAGCUGCGCCGAGUACCGUCAGCAGAGUCCGCAGAUCUUAUCGUCUCCGGGCUGCAAACCGUACAACAACGGGCCGUGCGACCAGAAGGAGAUUGAGAAGAAAUCGCGACAAACGAAAAAGGAGGAAGCUAAAGAGAGUAGUAAAGAAGAGAUGUGCGAAGCUGUGAGUCCGGCUUUACAAUCUAUGGGGGUGUAUACUCCGGAUUCCACGUCGAACUCUGUCCACUCGGUUCAAUACCCUGCUUGUGAGUUGGACGUGAGUCAGCUGGGGCUGGAGUCUCCUACCAGCAUAGGCUCGGACAUGGCGUCCCCGUGCUCUAUGAUGCACAUGCACCCGGCGCCGAGCCCGCAGUACCCGCACUCGUCCAUACACAUCCCGUCCAUCAUGAGCCAGCCCAACCAGCCGCCCAAACAGAAGAACAUCAAUAAUAGGAAUCGCAACAACAACCAGAACGCGAACGCGGCGACGUCGGCGGCGCACGAGAGCAAGGCGGCGGCCAUGCGCGCCACGCCGCCCGCCCGCGCGCGCGCCACCCCGCCCGCCCACCAGACUCACGCGGGCGCAGGCGUGAUGACCUCCUCGGCCGGCUACCAGGGCGGCUACCUGUCGUUCCAGCAGCAGCAGCAGUACUCGGGCGGCUGGGCGCCGUCCUGCUCGCUGGCCAAGCUGCAGCAGAUGGCGGAGGCGCCGGCCACGCACCCGCCCACGCCGCCCGCGCCGCAGUUGGACGAACUAACGUAUAUUCAGUACGGCCAGCAGGUGCCGGCCGGCGGCUACAAGUACUACCCGCACAACCAGCUCGACGCGUCGCGCAACACCCGGAAUUCCACGAGCAACCUGAGUCCGAUGCAGCACAUGCAGAUGGGCGCCGGCUCGCGCAUGUCGCCCAACCUGAACACGCACAUCAUCACGCACAACAUCAGCCAGUACGGGCUCAACGGCUACCGGGUGCCGCCGCAGCAGCAGUUCAACAACCUGCCCGUGCAGAUGAUGAACGUCCAGCCGGGAGUCCAGUACCCCGGAGCUGACCCCCGCGCCCAGCAACCCAACGUCUACGCCUACACUGGCUACAUCAACCCCCCGCCCCCCCUCGCCAUGCCCACCCUCAACUCGACCAUGCGCCGGUAGCCAAGGCCCAAGUGAACAGUGUACUCAGUGCGUGAACGGUCCCGAUUCACUGUUUUCUAAAACUUGACCAAAAAUACUAUGAUGUGUAAAAAUAGUGUAAGAGAUUUUAAGUACAAAACGUAAAGCUUGCUAGGUUAGUCUGUAUAUAAACGUUGUAGUUAUGUGUACACGUCGGUGAUGCCUUAUUCUCUUUUGCACCAGUCGAGUAAGUUCUACUUAAAUGUUUUUUCGUUAUACAGUAAUUUAGUAUGUCGGUAAUUUUGUCGUUUUCCUUUUGUAUCAUAAUAAUUAUGUGUAUGUAAUAUUUUUCUGUUACGAUUUUAAUGGUACCCAAUACAGACGCUGAAUAAAGUACAAAAGUUAUCGUAAUUUGUAUUUGUAAAGUAAUGAAAUGAUAAUAAUCUUGUCAUCAAAAGUAGCAUAAUUUAUAGUGCAAUAAAAUAUAUCGAAUAGAUUUUUGGCAUGUUUAUAAAACCCGUGUGUAAUGUAUUGGACGGUACUGUGAUAAUCUAUCGAUUGAUCAGUGGCUAUUAGGCAAGUUGACUUUGACUAAUUUUAUAUUUUUUCCAAAGAUAAAUAUGUCUUGAGUCUUUGGGCGUAUUGAGAGCGCGUGCAAUGUGACUGCUUAUGUUCCAUGUUGUAGUAAUUUGUCUCUUUUUAUAUGUAUAUUCUGUUUUCGCUCGGAGGACCAUUGAGGUAGCCUGCUGUAUGAAUGUUGUAAGAUUGUUUUUAUCGUUUAAAAUACGUUCUCAAAGUGCCUCUCUGUCGGGUGGUUUGUGUAAGAUAUUGUAAAUGUUCGCUUUUAACUACAAGACCGCUGUACAUACAAUUUUCUAUAGUUUUUAUUUGAUUGUGAUAGUUUCUUAGGACGAGGUCGUAUAGCGAUUUAAUAUGGCCUAAAUGACAGUGUUUUUACUUUUAUUAUUAAUUUUACACAUUUAAAUGUAGGUGUUUUAUUAUAGUUUCCGUAUGUUAACGCUUCGCUUUAGGUUAUGUUCGUUUUAUCUGAGUAAUUUAUUCCCUGAAGUUGUAUCACAUUGUUUGAGGUUUAUGUUUCAUAGGUCUGUGAAGACCCAGUGUCCCUCCCUUUCAGUAACUGAAUCAGUAUCGUAAUUUAUUAUAAGAUCUGCUCGUUUAAGGUUAUCAAUGUUAUUUGUUACUAAUGUGUAGUAUAAAAUAUUGUAAAUACAAUAAGGAACUUGUAGCAGGUGUUAUUACACAAAAUAUAAUUUUGUGAAAAAAAUUA